UGGAGUUUUGUGCGAGGUGUCAGGGUGCUCCGGGGGGCGAACGAAGGGAGGCUGGGCGUAGUACGAGGGAGGUUGUCGAGGUCAGGGGAGUUAAUGGGCUGGUCAAUGGGCAUGGGAUCAACGGGCACGGAAUCAACGGACACGGACUGAACGGACACGCACAUGAUAGCGACAGCGAAGACGAGGACGCGGAUGAAGGCGACAAUGUUGAGGCGGAAAGCAUCAGCUCGGACUUGGAAAGAGAGUUGGAAGAGUUCAUCCCGGAGUGUUAUCGACGGGCUUUGGCUGGGGAGAACAACGGUACUUCGGUUCCGGCCAUGGGACCGGGGUCGACAGACCGAUUCGGACAAGGCUCGAACGUCCCAGCUGCCUCUACCCCACCCAACAUCCCCAUCCUUACCACCCCCACCAACCCCACCCUCACUUCCACCUUCACCCCAACCCCAACCCGCACCUCCACAACCGCCACAACCCGCACCCCCACCAACCCCACAACCCCCACCCCCAAUACCGACGCUAACGAAGCACUCACACGCCGGCAACAAUCAGACAGAGCAUCCAACCUCAUAGGUACCCUCUUGCUGCAAGGAUACUCUCUAUUGUCGGAUGUGUGUGAUAAUGAGGGGUGUUAUGGGAUCCCGCUUGUUGGCCAUCCUCGCCGGCAGGCGAAUGCGGGUAGCGGGGGGCGGACGACCGACACGAGUGGGAGUGGAGGGUUGGCAAGGAAUGCGGGUGCGGGACGUGCAGGAGGAAGUGGACGGACCGGAGCAGGAAGUACAGGUGGGAGUGGGACCGGGGGACAGAAGAAGGAAUGCGUGAUCUGCGGGAAAAUGUGGGAGGCGGAUGGGACGGUCUCUAGGCCUUCCAGGGGAUCUCGAGAAUCUGAAGGGGGUGUCGAAGGACGAGCAGCACAAGGAGGAAGAACAGGGGCGGUUUCGGGACCUGCCGCUCGGGCUGCGAUCGGUUCGGGAGUCAGACCAGGAUCAGGACCAGGAUCGAGACAAGCACAAGUCCGACCCAACUCGACAUCAUCGAUGCCCAUUCCUCAGGCGACGAGGAUGAGGGAUAUCUCGAGGGAAGAAGCUAUGAGGAUCUAUUCGGGCGAGGUGGACGUCUCUACGGCGUUGUUGGGGACGGGAACGGGAACGAGUCGGGGGGAGGCGUCCGCGGGUGCGUUUAGGGAUGAUCGUGCGUUUGGGGCUGUGGUUCAGGAUAGGGAUGGGGAGGAUCGGGCUCCGCCCAUGAUCGCUAGUUGCUAUGCCGCCGAUCCUGCCCCCGGUGCUGGUUCUGGUUCGCCUGCGGCGGGACGAAAUGGGGAAGAUGAGCCUAUUCCCAUCGUUUCCACGGAUUUGGGUCGCGGUGAUUUCCGUCAGUCCCACGCAGAUGCUACCACCACCAACAACGACAACAAUAACCCCGCCCCUAGCCAGCUGGACCUAGCAACAACCCUCAACUCGACCGAACAAGCCCUCCUCUCCACGCUCGAAGCGAUCAACCGGACUUACCUUCUCAAAUCUUCCGGCCCUCCCGCAGAGUUCGAGAGGUUCAUCAGCGGGGGGGAGGUGAGGAAGUAUGUCGAGGCGAGUGCGGAGGUGAUGAGAGGGUUACAGGGGGUGGAGAGGAUGAGAGGUAGGAUGGGGCUCGAUUCGAGCACCAGGACUAGGCAGCGGGAAAGGGAGAGGGAACGGGAGAGGGAGAGGCAGAGGGAAUGGGAUAGGGAGAGGGAGGAGCGGAGGGAUUAUGCGUGGAGGAACAGGGAUAGGGACUUGGAGAGGUUGGACAGGGAUUUGGACGGGGAGAGUUAUCGGGAGAGGUCGAUCUCGCCUUACGUCAACGAGUUUGGGGGGAGGAGGUAUUACGAGUAGGCGGGCAUGGAAUAGCAUAAAUCCUGGGGGCAGCUGGUUUUCGUGGGGAGGCUUUCGGGAUUCUCAGUGGAAUGAACGAGAUGUCUACUUGCGAAGAGCUUUGUACAUGUCGUACAACAGGUACAGACAGUCACGUCGAUAAGAUAGCACAUCAGUGAUCGCUACAGGUCACGUGACCAUGCUUGUCUGAACGCGACGUAAUAUGACGUACGAUGCUGACGUCAUCUAUCAUCUCGAUCUCGUCAUCA
Filobasidium floriforme is the source of this 2113-nucleotide messenger RNA. RefSeq lists its product as uncharacterized. The record is from RefSeq and is a predicted model, not a curated record. The transcript has a single exon. NCBI's taxonomy places the organism in Eukaryota, Fungi, Basidiomycota, Tremellomycetes, Filobasidiales, Filobasidiaceae. The coding region runs from base 318 to 1865 and encodes 515 amino acids.